CACAUGUAACAUCACAGGACAACGUUUAACCCUUUUACAAAAUAAUCUCAAGGAAGUAAAAUAUUUAGACUUGCUGUUUUAAUCUUAAAAGCGGUUAUGUUGGGAGUCUCACGGAAAGUGCGGUGGAAAGAAAGGGAGGAGCUGCGCUAAAAAAAAAAGAAAAGAAAAGAAAAGUGUUGAAGUUUCCAGAGGUUGAUGUCAGUGUAACUGGAUUCCUCUGGUCUGGAAUUUUAGGAGAACAACUGGGGAAAAUAUGGCUGUGUCCGGACUGGAAAACUGCUUUUAUUCACUCGCUUGACUGAAACGCUUGACUGAAGUUCCCAUUUCAGAGCGAAACAUGUUUCUGUCAAGACGUCAAUACUUUCAGACGAAGAUUGUGUGUUCGGAUGUUGUAGCAUUUUUUUUUUUUUUUUUUCAAAAGUUUUUAGUUUGCACCUCUUGUAAAUUUGGCACACAUUGUAUAAGAACGUAAUAAUAUGAAAUACAUCACUGAUAUACAGUUAUAUUGAGUCGCACAAUGAGCCCCAGUCGCGUACGGCCUCAAGCACCGCAGACCCCGGCGGCAUCUGCAGCAUCACUUCCGCCUCAUGAAGGUAUUGAGAUGAAAAACAUGCAUCAUGACGAAGUGGGCCUGGGGGUGCCCGAUGAAACCCCCUCUCCACCAACCUCCAGCUCCAGGCAGGCGUGGAGCCGGGAUAACCCGGGCUUCGAGCCGGAGGAGGGGAUGAUGGAGGCGGACCGGCCGCCGGCGAGCCCGGGCCGGAGGUCUGUGUCCACGGCCUCCAGCAGCGGCAGCGGGAGCUUCACUGGCAUCAGUGCACGAAUCAACAGAGGACCGUAUCCAACUCCCCCAGUGCAUCAUGAACACCGCAGCUGCGGGAAGAGGAUACUGCAAAAAAUGAGGGUACUGUGGGACACUCGUCUUUUGGGCCACAGCAACAGUAACAGAGAGAUGUACCUGAAAACUGUCCUCAGAGAGAUGAUCACCUACAUCCUCUUUCUCAUCACGCUCUGCAUAUUAACCUAUGGAAUGGUGAGCACCCACAUGUACUACUACACCAAAGUCAUGUCCCAACUCUUCGUGGAUGUGCCAUUAACGAAUGGACAACCAACAACCUUCAAGACCCUUUUAACAAUGGAGGACUUCUGGAAAUUUACAGAAGGGCCUUUUCUUAAUGGCGUGUACUGGGAGUUCUGGUACAACAAUAAGAGCCUCCCAGAAAACCAGAGUCUGAUCUACUAUGAAAACCUUCUGUUGGGCGUCCCACGUCUCCGGCAGCUCAGAGUGCACAAUGAGUCCUGCGCUAUCCAUGAAGACCUACAUGAUGAAGUUUACGACUGCUUUAACAUCUAUUCUCCUGCCAAUGAGGACAAGGCACCGUACGGACUUAAAAAUGGGACAGCGUGGGUGUACUCAGGGGAGAGCAGCCUGGGUGAGAGCAGUUACUCGGGGCAAGUGUCGACCUAUGGAGGUGGAGGUUACUACCAGGAUCUGUCCCGCACUCGAGAGAAGUCAGCCAAUCAGCUGCGGGAGUUAAAAAACAACCUCUGGCUGGACCGUGGCACCAGAGUUGUGUUCCUGGACUUCUCCAUCUACAAUGGCAACAUUAACCUGUUUUGUAUCAUCAGAUUGCUAGUGGAGUUUCCAGCCACAGGGGGCGUUGUGACAUCCUGGCAGUUCCAGACUGUGCGUCUAAUCCGCUACGUAUCCAGCUGGGACUAUUUUGUGGGCUUCUGUGAAGUGGGCUUCUGCCUCUUUGUGCUGUAUUACUUGGUAGAAGAAGUUCUAGAGAUCCGUCUGAAUCGCUUGCGCUACUUCAAGAGCCUGUGGAACUGCUUGGAUGUUCUCAUUGUUAUGCUCAGUGUCCCAGCCAUCAUCAUAAACAUCUGCAGAACAUCAGCAGUCAGUCACAGACUUCACUUCCUGCUGGAGAACCACAGCACAUACCCAGACUUUGAGCCCCUGGCUCGCCUCCAAGUUCACUUUAACAAUCUGGCUGCUGUCAUCGUCUUCCUCUCAUGGGUCAAGCUUUUUAAGUUUAUUAACUUCAACAAGACCAUGAAUCAGCUGUCCACCACCAUGUCGCGCUGUGCUAAGGACCUGAUGGGCUUCACCAUAAUGUUCUUCAUUGUGUUCCUUGCCUAUGCUCAGCUGGCAUAUUUAGUAUUUGGAACUCAGGUCGAUGACUUCAGCACCUUUCAGGCCUGCAUUUUCACCCAGUUCCGGAUCAUUUUGGGUGAUUUUGACUUCUCAGAGAUUGAGGAGGCCGACAGAGUGUUGGGACCCAUUUACUUCUCCACCUUCGUGUUCUUCAUCUUCAUGAUUCUAUUGAAUAUGUUCUUGGCCAUCAUUAAUGACACUUACUCUGAGGUGAAAGCUGAUAUGGCCCAGCAGCGGUCAGAGAUGGAGAUAACAGACCUGAUCAAGAAGGGCUAUAACAGGGCAAUUGUAAAACUCAAGCUGAAGAAGACCUCCAUCAAUAAUGUCCCAGACAGCUUACACCUGGCUGGGGGCAAACUCAACUUUGAUGAACUCCGGCAAGACCUCAGAGGAAAGGGCCAUUCAGACGCUGAAAUUGAAGCCAUCUUUGCCAAGUAUGACCUUAAUGGAGAUCAGGAACUGACCGAGCAUGAAUAUCAACAGAUGAGAGAUGACCUGGAGAAAGAGAGAGAGGACUUGGAUCUGGAGCACAGUUCACUGCCCAGACCAGUGAGUGGGCGGAGCUUCUCCGGCAGUCAGGACGACUCCGAGGAGGACGAUGAUGAGGACAGUGGACACAGCUCUCGUCGCCGUGGCAGCAGCUCAGGAGGCGUGUCAUAUGAGGAGUUCCAAGUGCUUGUGCGUAGAGUGGACCGCAUGGAGCAUUCUAUUGGCAGUAUUGUGUCAAAGAUAGACGCUGUUAUUGUGAAGUUAGAGGCCGUGGAGAGAGCCAAGAUGAAGAGGAGAGAUGUGCUUGGACGAAUCCUGGAUGGAGUCAUAGAGGAUGAGAGUAUGGGCAGAGAUCCAGAGCUGCACCGAGAGCAAAUGGACAGGCUCGUGAGAGAAGAGCUAGAGUGCUGGGAGUCUGAUGACACAAUAUCUCAGGUCAGCCACCACCAGGCCACGCCCAUCGCCAUAGCUGCGCAGCUCCGCCCACGCAGUUCCCACCCACCCUCAUCGCUGUCCAGUGAGGGCCCGAAUGGUGCGGUCAAUGGGGCUGCCCACAUUUGAGGGGUUUCAGUUUUAUAAACAUUACUAUAAAUCACGCAUUUCAGUGUUCCACAGUUUGUUCUCCGGUGCCAUGUCUGAUGCAGUGGGCAAAAUGUAUAUAGUAAAAUUUUGGUAAAAAGGUUGGAAGGAAUAUUUCACGGUUGACCAUUGUUCCACAGGGCCACAGCUGCAGAAGUAAAUAGUCCUACACAAAAUCUAUUUAUUUGUGUUUCUUUAUAUUAAAGUUAAUUGGGGCUUUUUGUCUGUAGCCAACCUAUGGUUUAUAAUGCAAGUAUGAAGAUAAAUUGAAGUGUUUGUUCAUAAGCAGAAAGGAAGUUCUAAAACCUCUUUUAUUAUUAUUUUGGAUGAAGCUAAUUUGAUUUUAAGAUCGGUCAGUGGAUUCUUAAUUUCAGUUUACACCACGUAUUAAAUAGUCAAUAAUUAAAUGCAUUUUCAUUUUAGGUAAAGAAAUUUUUUUUUUACCUACUUAAGGAAUAGUUUUACAUAUUUUCUGCAAAAUUGCAAAAUUGCAAAAAAAAAAAGAUUAUAAUAAUUUUCUCAGAGUAUUUUUGUCUUAUUUUCUGGUAAAAAUAUCUAAACAUCCUUAAAACAAGAAAAAAUGACUUGAGAAAUAAACUUAUUUUCCCUUUGAAUCAGGUGUCAAAUAGUUUUUUCU
Molecule: messenger RNA, 3866 nt
Organism: Myxocyprinus asiaticus (Chinese sucker)
Lineage: Eukaryota; Metazoa; Chordata; Actinopteri; Cypriniformes; Catostomidae
Product: polycystin-2-like
Exons: 15
Coding region: 518-3211 (897 amino acids)
Biological process (GO): potassium ion transmembrane transport; release of sequestered calcium ion into cytosol; detection of mechanical stimulus
Cellular component (GO): membrane
Molecular function (GO): voltage-gated sodium channel activity; calcium ion binding; potassium channel activity
Source: RefSeq, a predicted model, not a curated record